UAGUCAAAGGGAGGGCUGAGGAGUGAUGCUGCAGUGGUUUUACAUGUCCUAUAAAGGCUGCAUCCUUCAGCUACCUCUGGUACAAACAUCUGCACAGCUAUCAGCAAGCUAAAAUCAAACUGAUAGUUUCCUCCAGAGAGCAUGGAUCUUUUCCUUUGUCUCCCUCUGCUGGCCCUGUUCCUCCAGCCGGCCCUGUGUGUGUACAACUGCUCCAAGAUGUAUGAGCGGACACCAGAGAACUCAGAUCUGACAAUUGAAUGCAGCACCACCAUGAUAACCAUAGAGGUCAACCUGUGCACGGCGCUGUGGGCAGGCUUCAACGCCUCCAACCUGGCUCUCAAUGGGAACCACAACAACACCGCCUGCCUGGGCUCCAUCGAUGACAGCGUGGAGCCUCCGAUCAUCCGUUACUACCUGCCUGUAAACAACAGCGUGGACAACUCCUGCCGCCAGUCUGUGCAUAUCGUGGAUGAAAUUCCAGACCCCUCUGGUCCCUUCAGUAGUUUCUCAAGUAUUCAGACAGUUAUCAUCUCAUCGUACAUCGAUACCCCAAAAACAGAUUCAGGGAUCAUCAGCUACUCCACAGAUCUGCAUUAUUACUUCUCCUGCAGCUACCCUCUGGAGUAUCUCAUCAACAACACACAGAUUGUAGCCUCCUCAGUGUCUGUGGCAACCACCAAUAAUAAUGGGAGCUUCAUUGAUACACUAAAAAUGGGUGUCUUUAAUGACACAGACUACAGGUAUCCAUUGACGGUUCCGUCAUCAGGUCUUGAGCUGCGAACCAAAGUCUAUGUGGAGGUGAAGGCUGUUAACCUCACAGGAAAUUUCCAUGUCCUCCUCGAUCACUGCUUUGCGACUCCCAGUCCUUACAACAUGACUCAGACGGAUCAGUACAACUUCUUCACUGGCUGCCAGGUGUCAACAAGGACAAUUAUAACAAGCAACGGCCUUUCCAACGUGGCACGGUUCAACUUUGAGGCCUUCCGCUUUGUUCAGCACAGAAACCAGGAGAAGUCCACCAUCUACCUGCACUGCAUCCUGAGACUGUGUGAGCCCACCAAAUGUCAAGAGCUGCUGAAUGCUUGUAAUGCUAGAAGAAAAAGAUCUCUGACUCCUUUCGGAGAAGAAAGCAGCAACUCUGCCACCGUCUCAGUUGGACCUCUCUACACCGCCGCAACAGAUGUGCCUGUGACUGCUGGCUCUACAGGCGACACUGUAGCAUCAGGAAGUGCUGGUGUGGAUGCAAGCAGCCUAGUGGUGUGGCUCAUGUUAGGGUCGGUUGUUGCUGCCCUGCUUCCUGACACGGUGACUGGUUUGUCUUGAAAAGUCAUCCUUUGGCUGGAGGACUAACGUGGAAACAUCAAAUUUGACCAACUGAUCAAACAGCCUCUACAAAUUAUCACUACUCUAUAUCUUUUAAUCAGAUUGUAUCUUCAGGUUUAUGUUAAAAUGUUUUUUUUUUUUUUUUUGUCUUAACCGCAAGUGAGCAGAUAGUCCAAUCAAAUGUUGUGGGAUCUUAUGUAACUUUUUCUAUUUGCACUCUUGCAUUGCUAUUGUCUUUAAUGAUUACGAAGGAAUAGAAAAGCUGAACUGUGAAAAAUAAAUCUCAAGAUUUUAACCCGCAUGAUCAUUUCCUUUCACAUGCUUGUAAAAUCUCUACUGCCUUGUUGUACAAUAGAAUCUUGCACAAAACAAAAUGACUUUUAUUCAAAUAUAGAUUAUCUUUCUUUAAUAAACAUAUGUGAAAAACAAA
This is a messenger RNA of Xiphophorus maculatus (southern platyfish), 1753 nucleotides long. RefSeq names its product zona pellucida-like domain-containing protein 1. The transcript is spliced from 11 exons. Gene Ontology annotation, cellular component: cell surface. The coding region runs from base 142 to 1323 and encodes 393 amino acids. NCBI's taxonomy places the organism in Eukaryota, Metazoa, Chordata, Actinopteri, Cyprinodontiformes, Poeciliidae. The record is from RefSeq and is a predicted model, not a curated record.